AUGAAUAAUUGUCAACAAUUUGCAGUCAUUGUAGGUUUGGCACCAGAAAGAUCAGAGUCUGAUGCGCGUCAAUACGAUAACAAAAUGACUGAAUUACUUUCAGCUGAUGGGCAAGAUUUCUUUACAUCAUAUGAUGAGGCUCAUGAAAGUUUUGAUGCUAUGGGUUUGCAAGAGAAUCUUCAAAGGGGCAUAUAUGCAUACGGAUUUGAAAAACCCUCGGUGAUUCAGCAAAGAGGAAUAGUUCCUUUCUGCAAGGGUCUUGAUGUGAUUCAACAAACACAGUCUGGAACCGGGAAGACCGCAAUUUUCUGCUCUGGUAUCCUUCAACAGCUUGACUAUGGAUUGGUUGAGUGCCAAGCCUUGGUAUUGGCACCUACUUGUGAGCUCGCACAACAAAUUGAGAAGGUUAUGCGUGCACUUGGCGACUACCUUGGUGUGAAGGUACAUGCUUGUGUGGGUGGAACUAGUGUUCGUGAGGACCAGCGCAUUCUGUCGAUUGGGGUACAUGUUGUUGUUGGAACUCCUGGGCGUGUAUUUGACAUGUUGAGAAGACAGUCUCUUCGUCUUGAUUGCAUUAGGAUGUUUGUAUUGGAUGAGGCGCUUUCACGAGGUUUUAAGGAUCAGGUUUGGGUUUUCUCUGCCACAAUGCCUCCUGAGGCCCUUGAGAUCACCAGGAAGUUCAUGGACAAACCGGUGAGGAUCCUUGUGAAGCGCGUUGAGCUCACCCUAGAAGGUAUAAAGCAGUUUUGUGUCAAUGUUGAUAAGGAAGAAUGGAAGCUUGAGAGUCUCUGUGAUCUUUAUGAAACCUUAGCCAUCACCCAGAGUGUUAUCUUUGUGAACACGCGACGCAAGGUCGACUGCCUGACAGAUAAAAUGCGCAGCCGAGACCACAUAGUAUCAGCCACCCAUGGAGACAUGGACCAGAACAACAGAGAUAUCGUCAUGCGUGAAUUCCGUUCUGGGUCCUCUCGUGUUGUCAUAACCACCGACCUUUUUGCCCGAGGCAUUGAUGUCCAGCAAGUCUCUCUCGUGAUAAACUAUGAUCUUCCUACCCAACCCGAGAACUAUCUCCACCGUAUUGGACGUAGUGGACGAUGA
Messenger RNA from Ilex paraguariensis (yerba mate), 1098 nucleotides. NCBI's taxonomy places the organism in Eukaryota, Viridiplantae, Streptophyta, Magnoliopsida, Aquifoliales, Aquifoliaceae. The record is from the annotation of a GenBank genome assembly.